AUGGCGCCGCGCAAGAAGACGGAAGAAAAGGCCUCAGCCAACGAGGCAGCAGACAUGGUGUUACUCUACUUGCGCAAGCAGAACCGUCCAUACUCUGCAAUCGAUGUCUCAGCCAACCUGCACAACAAAGUGACCAAAGCUGCUGCAGCAAAGAUUCUCAAAGAUUUACACGAGCAAAAGUUGAUUGAGGGACGAACAGCAGGAAAACAGAUUGUGUAUCAUGCUUUGCAGGACGCAGCAGACACAUGCACAACGGAACAACUCGCAGCCCUCGACGCCGAAAUAGCCAAUUUGCGCACGCAAACCGCCGCUCUAAAUGCCACGGCCAAGACUCUGCGGUGCACGCUUGCAUCGGUGACGUCGACGCUGAGUACGGCGGAUCUGAUUGCAAACGUGGACUUGCUGGAGAAGGAAAAGGCGGAGAUUGCAGAGAGACUGGAUGGGCUGAGGAAGGGGAAGGCGAGGAUGGUCACAGCAAAGGAGCGGGAAGCUAUUGAGCAAGUGUGGAAGAAGAGCGUGAGGACGGCGAAGAAUCGAGAGAAGAUUGCACGUGAAAUGUGGAAGAUUAUUGCGGAUAACUUGCCGGAUGACGAGGCAAGGGAGGAGCAUAGGGAGAUGUUUGAUCUGGAUGGGUAG
Molecule: messenger RNA, 636 nt
Organism: Bipolaris maydis ATCC 48331
Lineage: Eukaryota; Fungi; Ascomycota; Dothideomycetes; Pleosporales; Pleosporaceae
Product: Tat binding protein 1-interacting
Biological process (GO): homologous chromosome pairing at meiosis; meiotic strand invasion involved in reciprocal meiotic recombination; meiotic joint molecule formation
Cellular component (GO): DNA recombinase auxiliary factor complex; condensed nuclear chromosome
Molecular function (GO): double-stranded DNA binding; recombinase activator activity
Source: RefSeq, a predicted model, not a curated record